Messenger RNA from Scatophagus argus, 1489 nucleotides. RefSeq lists its product as uncharacterized. Bases 23 to 739 code for a protein of 238 amino acids. Gene Ontology annotation, molecular function: protein kinase C binding. The transcript has 5 exons. Lineage: Eukaryota; Metazoa; Chordata; Actinopteri; Scatophagidae. Gene Ontology annotation, cellular component: apical plasma membrane; cell cortex; nucleus. Gene Ontology annotation, biological process: establishment or maintenance of cell polarity; regulation of cellular localization; centrosome cycle. The record is from RefSeq and is a predicted model, not a curated record.
GCCCACCCCAGACAGUCAGCCAAUGACAGCAGAGCUUCAAAGUGAAACCUCAGCUCCUGAUGACGUCAUAAGAAGAGAUGAAUCCUCUCGUCUGUCUCUGCGACGUCUUUUCUCCACCGUCAGACUGAGCAGGACUCGAACCGGCAGCCUCGACCGCCUCAGCUCACGGCCCUGCCCCUCAGCACCUGACCCCGCCCCAUCAUGUCCCAGGAAGUCCUCUGGCCUGUUGAAGAAAACCCUGUCUGUUCAGUCGCUCAGCAUGCAGGGCUCGCCUUUUUUGCAGCUGAGGAAGUCGUCGUCAGUCCAGAAUUUUGCGUCAGAGCAGAAGAAGAAGGACCGUUCCGCUGACUACCGACCAGCUGCUGACCAAUUCCAGCAGAGGUGUCUCAGUCUCGAGGACGUCAGUUGUCCCAGUUCAGUCCGUUCAGUUGGUCGAGUUCUUCAGGUUUGUUCUGAUGGAACGUUUCUGCUGGAAGUCAGUCGACCGAAGAACCGAAUCUACGGGUUCACAAUCAGCAGAGGGAAAGGACGAUCCGACUCUGGUGUGUACGUGGAGGACAUGGUGGACAGCAGCACUGAGAAGCUGUACGCUGGGCUGCUGGCGGUUGGAGAUGAGAUCCUGGAGGUGAAUGGGGAGAAGGUGGCCUGCCUCAGUCUGGACCAGGUGACUCACCUUCUGACUCAGAACACCUCCGCCACCGUCCGCAUACUCCGACAGCGGCGGACUCCUCCGCGAUGACCACAACACUGACCCACUACAUCCACCAUAAUAACCACAACACAUCGUGAGAGUAGACCUCCCAGCACCUGGACCAACCAGAACUGAAACUCCAGAACACAAAGUGAAAACAAAGUGAACCAGACUGAGACAUGAUUGUUUGAGGGUACGGGUGUACAGGUGGAUCAGUGCAGGUGAGGAAAGCAGUGAAGUGAUAGCAUGUGUUCACCUGUAACAUGAUUGUGGUGAUGUUUAGUAGAGCUGCAGACGCGGUGAAACGUUCGUUAUUACGUCUUGUGUAUCUUUUCUCUCGCAAAACUGAAUCAUGAAGUUCUGAUGAACUUUAUGCUAGGUGUCAAAGGGCAGAAUGAGCUCGGUGCUGCCUCUAGUGGCUGAAAUACAUCAACUCACUAAUUGCAAAGCAGUGGGUGCUUUCUUCUCUCCAGCCUCAGGGGGGCAGUCGGGAGCACAUUACAGCUUGGUGCACCAACGAAGAGGAUUCACACACUGACUCUGGCAGUUGAACAUGUAUCCGGAUUUUAUUUAUCUGAAAAAUUCAGCAGAUCAGUCUGCUGUUUGGAAUUCAUCUUCCUGACUUCCAGAGCUGUUGUCAGGUCUAAUAAAAAUAUGAAGUGACUUAAUUUACAGUAACAAUGUUGUAAUUUGGUGAUUCAUUUACGCAUUCACAGUAUUUAAUGAAAUAUCUUUGCAGUAUUUCUGUCACAUGUAUUUUCAUAUAUUUGUUUAUAUUUUCAGACCAAUAAAAGAAAC